This is a messenger RNA of Chlamydomonas reinhardtii, 1446 nucleotides long. RefSeq lists its product as uncharacterized. The record is from RefSeq and is a predicted model, not a curated record. Bases 27 to 908 code for a protein of 293 amino acids. Gene Ontology annotation, molecular function: S-adenosylmethionine-dependent methyltransferase activity. Lineage: Eukaryota; Viridiplantae; Chlorophyta; Chlorophyceae; Chlamydomonadales; Chlamydomonadaceae. The transcript has 8 exons.
ACUUCCAGGUAGAAAAUACAUUAAACAUGCGUCAGUCACUGUCCAGCACUAGAUCUGCAAGUGCAACACCCUCAGCGUGCUGCUCGCGGACAGCCGCGCGCGCCGUCCACGCAGGCCGCUGGCUGCCCCAGCGCCGGCGGAACUUGACCCCCGUGGCGGCCGCCGCGGAGGGCGGGGGCGGAGCCGUGCUGCGUCAAGUGCUGACGGGCCCCGAGCGCACCAAGCUCGACACGGGCGAUGACCGGGGCUUCUACGACGUGCCGCGACUGGUCAAGCACGUGGAUGACGGCUUCCUGGACCAGGUCACGGAGCUGUACCGGCAGCGUAUCCCCGAGGGCGGCGCCGUGCUGGACCUGUGCAGCAGCUGGGUGUCACACCUGCCGCAGGACGUCACCUACAGCAAGGUGGUGGGGCACGGCAUGAACGCGGCGGAGCUGGCCCGCAACCCGCGCCUGGACUCGUUCUUCGUGCGCAACCUCAACGCCAGCCCGGACGGCUGGGCGGCGGCGGACCAGAGCUUCGACGCCGUGCUGUGCUGCGUCAGUGUGCAGUACCUGCAGCAGCCGGAGCGUGUGUUUGCCGAGGUGUACCGGGUGCUCAAGCCCGGCGGCGUCUUCAUCAUCACCUUCUCAAACCGCCUGUUCUACACCAAGGCGAUUUCCGCAUGGCGCGACGCGUCGGGCUAUGCACGGUGCCAGCUCGUGAAGCAGUACUUCCAGGCUGUGGCCGGGUUCACGGCGCCGGAGGUGCUGAUGGAGGUACCCAAGGCUGCUGGCAGCGCCUCAUCAGCGGCAGGCAGCGGCGGCGCGCUCCCGCAGUGGCUCAAGCCUCUGGGCCGCUUCUUCGAGCGCACCAGCUCAGACCCCUUCUAUGCGGUGGUGGCGUACCGCAACUUCAAGCGGGAAUGAGCUGACAGUUAGAGAAUCAGGCAAGCGAGGCAGCCGUUGCUUGGGUUGUGCGGGCAGGGGGCAGCAGCGAUAGCCCGUGUGCGGGCUGCGGCAUAUGCACAGACGGGCUAGGCAAGGGCGCCCUCUGGACCCGGGAUGCAUGCAUAGGCCGUGCUUCUGUCUGGCUAGGCGUUUCAGGUGUAGCUAUGAACAUGCAGCAGGGCCCGCAAAAGUGCCGCAGUUUCCCGGUUUCCCAGCUUUUGAGGGGGCCGUGUGACCGCCCGGCCCGUGGAUACUCAUGCAGUUGGUAUGUUUUAUCCGGACGAGAUCCUAUGCUGUACUGAUGACGUACAGUAUCCCUGGCAGCACAUUUGGAGUCCCUGCAGUACCGUACACCCGUUAUCCGAGUUUGGCCCGUUUGCGCCCUUGCGCACGUAGCUUGGCUAAGAACCAUACGUAUUACGGUAUGCGUAACGCGCAGUGUUGAUUGUAAAAGAAGGCUGAAGUGGAGGAGGCUGCAGGAGGAGGCUGCAUGAGUGCUAUGUAACUUGACCAGACG